This is a messenger RNA of Portunus trituberculatus (swimming crab), 3314 nucleotides long. It is a transcript of the gene mts, whose product is annotated as serine/threonine-protein phosphatase 2A catalytic subunit beta isoform. NCBI's taxonomy places the organism in Eukaryota, Metazoa, Arthropoda, Malacostraca, Decapoda, Portunidae. Gene Ontology annotation, molecular function: protein serine/threonine phosphatase activity. Gene Ontology annotation, biological process: peptidyl-serine dephosphorylation; mitotic cell cycle. Gene Ontology annotation, cellular component: cytosol. The record is from RefSeq and is a predicted model, not a curated record. The transcript is spliced from 5 exons. Bases 123 to 1052 code for a protein of 309 amino acids.
GCUGGGGUGACGUCACAAGGAGGGCGCCAUAUUGGUCCUGGCUGCGGGGAGGAAGGGCGUCGCCGUUAUAUUACCGCCGUACAGUGUUCCUCCUUCACUAGUUAACUCGAAAGUGCGCCACAAUGGAGGAGAAGACCCAGAUGAAGGAGCUGGACCAGUGGAUAGACCAGCUGAUGGAGUGCAAACAGCUGGCAGAGAAUCAGGUGAAGACACUCUGCGAAAAGGCCAAGGAGGUGCUGGCCAAGGAGAGCAACGUCCAGGAGGUGAAGUCUCCCGUCACAGUGUGCGGAGAUGUUCACGGCCAGUUCCACGACCUGAUGGAGCUCUUCAAGAUUGGUGGACGGUCCCCAGACACAAAUUAUCUCUUCAUGGGAGACUACGUUGAUAGAGGCUAUUAUUCCGUAGAAACAGUCACCUUGCUAGUUUGUUUAAAGGUUCGGUUCCGGGAGCGGAUAACCAUCCUGCGAGGCAACCACGAGUCCCGGCAAAUCACCCAAGUGUACGGGUUUUAUGACGAAUGUCUUCGAAAAUAUGGAAACGCCAACGUUUGGAAAUACUUCACAGACCUGUUUGACUACCUGCCCCUGACAGCGUUAGUAGACAGUCAAAUCUUCUGCCUGCACGGCGGCCUCUCCCCCUCCAUAGACACACUGGACCACAUCAGGGCCCUGGACAGGCUGCAGGAAGUCCCACAUGAGGGCCCCAUGUGUGACUUGCUGUGGUCUGAUCCCGAUGACCGCGGCGGCUGGGGCAUCUCCCCUCGUGGCGCCGGCUACACCUUCGGGCAGGACAUAUCUGAGACCUUCAACCACUCCAACGGCCUCACACUGGUCUCCCGAGCCCACCAGCUGGUCAUGGAGGGCUACAACUGGUGUCAUGACCGCAAUGUUGUCACAAUCUUCUCAGCUCCCAAUUACUGUUAUCGAUGUGGCAACCAGGCAGCCAUCAUGGAGCUGGACGACUCCUUGAAGUAUUCAUUCCUUCAGUUUGACCCUGCCCCGAGGAGAGGAGAGCCACAUGUCACCCGCAGGACUCCAGAUUACUUCCUGUAGACGCCCCACCAUGUCCCCUCACCAGCAACAUUGUCCCCUCAUCACCCCACUAACAUGUUACACUCUCCUACACCACACAUUUUGAAUACACCACAAGGGUAUUUUCACUUCUCUUAUUUGAUACUACUACUCUAUUCCUACUAUUACUACUACUACUUCCAUUACUACUAUUACUACUACUACUACUACUAUUACUACUCCUACUAUUACUACUACUACUAUUACUAUAACUACUACUACUACUACAAGUCAGUAAUGGUAUUUUGAAAAUUGAACUGCUUGUUUUUGUAUUUGUGUUUGAUAAUUGUGGAAGGUUGGGUUUCUGUGCAUCCACCUUCAGUUUUUAGAUUUUUUAUAUUUUUAUUAUUCUUUUUUUUUUUUAUUUAUGUAUUUAUUUAUUUUUUAUUUAUUUAUUUUUUUUUUUUUUUGAGGAAACUGCAGGCUCAGUUACCAUUACUGUACAAUUGUGAAUUGAUGACCCAGCAGCAGACAGUAGGUAGGUAGCCGUUGUCAGUCAGUCAGUCAGUCAGUUCCUGGGGAGCUGAGGAAAUCUUGGUAUCAUAGUUGACGCCCCAAAAUCUCACUCUGUCAGCUUGCAGCCUCAUGCAGGGAAGGCACAUUUAUUUAUUUAAAAAAUUUCACUUUGUUGAAGUGACAUGGUUCUAGGCUUUAGAAUCAUUUCCUACCUGCUCAUGUGUUACAAUGGAUACAAAUUUUACAAACCAUUUCUGUGAUGAAGUAAAAGGUAAAAUUUCACUGUUGUGCCAGACUCGACAGCCGCUCUGGCCGGCGAUGAAUGGAGGGUGAAGGAUGGCGCCAGCAGUGUGUGUGCCGUGGUUAACAGUUAUCCCUCGCUGGCACCACCACUGGCCUCUUGAGGAGUCGGUAUGGAGUAACAAAGACUAAGGCAGGUCAGCUGGUGGGGUUGGUUUACCCCAAGGGAGGGAGUGUUGUAUUUCUGGGAUCAAAUUUUGUCACGGCCACGGGCGGCUGCACUCGUGUCGGUGGUCCUGGUGAUGGUGGUGGUGGCGGUGGUGACCAGCGUGGAGGGAGUCAGUCGUCAGUCACAUGAGAUCUUGAGCACUGUUGCGUUUUUGUCCAGGUGAGAAGAAAGGUGUGCCUGGUUUUGUUUUCUAAGUUGCUGCCCAGGAGUGUGAUGGUUUGCUCAGUCAGGAAUGGUUUGUGUUCCACCCGAGGCGCUCCAGGCACUCAGAACCCCGGUGGACCGAGUGCCAGGGACUUGCCAGGGAUGUGUCUGUAUGGGCAGUUUGGCACGUCCAGACCGAAGACUUGUGGCUUUCCUGUGUGUGGGCCAGAAGACCAGUGUUGUGGCCCUGAACCUGACCUCCACUCACCUUGACUAGUGCUGAGCCUCUGCCUCAACUAAGCUUGCACUCUCUGAGUUUUUAAUAGUCUUUUCUAUAUAUGUGUAUAUUUUAUUCUUCACCCUGUCUUUGUCUCUUCUUGCCCUUAUGUGUAAUGAUUAUUUGCUCCAUAAUGAUGCUUUGUAGUGCUAAAGUAUGUGAUGUUGGUGGAAAGUGUGGUUUUGGACACUAUUUAUUCUAACCAUCAUAGACAAAUUUGAUAAUCUAGCAUUUAGUGAUGAUGGUUUGUGAGAAAAGGGAGGGAUGGAUGCAGGAUGCGUUAACCGUACGAGCAAUGAACCGUAGCCGUCGGCAACUUAGCAUUCAUAUCAACUUGAACUGAGGAUUCACAUAGGCAUAUACGUAUAAUAUAUUCUAUAUAUAAAUAUAUAUCAUUCUUUUGCAGUCAUUUUGAAAGUUAGUCCAAAUACUUUAGUACUAAUAUCUCCUCUAGUACCCGAGAGAGCACUCCGUUUUGUUUCAUGUUGUCGUAGUGGGAGGCUAGAUACAAGCACAGUGUCAGGGUUCUGCAUCGCUGCCGUGGAUGUAUGGCGUUGUGUUUGAGUGCUUCGUUGCUAAAUACUACUCUAUUUGUGAUCAAUACUACAUUAGAUGAGAUCAGGUGUAUGACAUGUACUACUACUCCAUUACAGGAACAGCUGACAUCUCUGUGCCCCGCUGAAACCCUCAUGUUUUGUCUCCGCUCGUUUGUUUUAUUAUUGUGACAGAGAAGUUCCAUUAUCUGUAGUUUUGUUUCGUUGAUGCUCGUCUCGUGUUAACAACCAGACUCGGCCAGGGAAUCCAAUACCAUAAUGAGCAAGUGAAUGUAUCAGCAGCAUGGUUAUGUGUGAACAGUUAAACAAAUACUUAGUUCUACUCCAAUAAAGUCAGUGACAAG